AAUAUGAAGAAUUGGCCUUUGCGUUCUCAAAUGUGAUCGACGGAACAACCGAACGGAGAGUAGCACAAGGGCCAAGAACCGGCAGCCGACGGCGUUUCAGGGUUUGCCCGGGCGGACUAUUGUUUCAUACAGGAUUGUUGUUUAUUGUAUUUCAUUGGUGGGUUUUGCUCAAUCGCAAAAAGAAAGGGCGGGAUUUUGGAGGCUAUGGCUCCAGGGCGGAAGCGUGGGGCGAAAGGGGUGAAAACGAAGAGCGACUUGAGUUUGGGCGAUCUCGUCCUCGCAAAAGUCAAGGGCUUUCCUGCUUGGCCUGCCAAGAUUAGCAGACCUGAAGACUGGGAGCGUGCUCCUGACCCUAAAAAGUACUUUGUCCAGUUUUUUGGUACAUCAGAGAUAGCUUUUGUUGCUCCUGCGGAUAUCCAGGCAUUUACUAGUGAAGCAAAAAAUAAAUUGUCUGCUCGAUGCCAGGGUAAAACAGUCAAAUACUUUGCCCAAGCUGUGAAGGAAAUCUCUGAGGAAUUUGAACUGUUGCAGCGUAAAAAUUUAAGCGGUAUAAGAGAUGAUGACAAUGCACAAGAUCUUGCAUCACAGACGCAAUCUGUUGAUCCAGUGGUAGAUGAAGCCUUAGAGAUUAAAGGAAAUGAUAGAAUAGAUACGGAAGGACCAAACUGCAACUCAGAGAUAAAAGGGCUGAGUGAUCUGGGCUCUGUUUUGGAGCCUUGUUCACAAAGACAAUGUGAGAUGGAAUGCCAAGAUGUAAAGCCAAGCUUAUCAGAUGACAUGAAUCAUAGUUUGUCUCCGCAUCUUUCUUUGGGAAAGAGGAACAAGCUUUCUAGAAGUCCUAAAUUAGUGAAGAAGUUGGUAUUAGGAUGUAGCCCGUCCGAUUCCUUGGUUAAGGAGGAAGGUUCAUGUGAUGUCAAAGUCGAGGGUAUGGCUUUUGAUGUUGACCAGACUGAAUUGACAGAUAGCCAUGAACCAAAGUUGGCAAUGGGGCCAAAGAGGAAGCAUGAGGGAUUCAUGCAUAGGCAUAGUGGAGCUAUACCUCAUGAACAUAUUGGUGACGAGGUGCAGACAAAAUUAGCUUCAGGUGGCAGCAUGAAGGUGUCAUCCAGUUUGGGUCUAGGUGUUGGCAGUCAAAGGAGGGGGAAAAGAUUGCUCAAAGAUAAAAAGCAUUCUGAGGCGGCAGAUGAUGGUCCAAUGGACUCUGAAGCUUUUGAGGAGCAUAAGAAAGUUAUCUCCAGGAAAAAAAUGAAGUACCGAUAUGAAGAUGAAAAACAAACUAAUGAGUCCAAUCGUUCUACUGAUGAAGAUGAUCUCCCUCCGACAAAGCGCCACCGAGCACUUGGGAUGAUGUGUACUUCUGCUUCCGUUCCUGAAAAUAAGUCCGGAAAUUCUACAACACGUAAAAACGGAAUGGUGCGUCCUAACAAAGCUCGAUCUCCGGUUCCGCAGCGGCCAGUGAAACGAAGAGCUGUCCGCCUAUGUGAUGACGAAGAUGAUGAAUUGCCAAAAACUCCAGUUCAUGGAGGAUACAUCCAUAAGGUUUCUGUUAUUCCUAGCGGAUCAGAUUCAAAGAAGAAUGAUCUUAUGCGUGGUGAGAAUAAUGCCAAUGAUCAACUGGCCUCGAGAACAGUAGAUAAUGCCUUAAAAGAACAUGCUCAAUCUUCUCAAGUAUCCAAUAAAGCUUCAUCAGCAACUGCUCAGCAAAGCAUGGAUAAGGGAACUAGAGAAUCAUCAGCAGAACAUGUAUCUCUAGGUCCAAUGCAGUUAGAGUCCGACAAAUCAUCCUUUGUGGAGGCAAAACCAGUAGGUUCUCCUAAAAGGUCCAGUCAAUCUAUUACUGCUACCGGAACAUCAGGAGAACCAGAAAAGAAGCACUUCAGCAAGGCACCUGGCGGUAUUUCUCAGAAGAAAGUUCCACCGGGAGCCAACAGGGCCAUUGCUACAGCUUCGGAUAGGUCAACUACAUCUCUUUAUCAACCAAUAAGUGAAAAAAGCAAGGCAACUUCUUCUGGGGAGAAAAGGAAUACUACUCCAAGAUCAGAUUCCCAGAACAGUGAUUCUGUUUUUAUGGUUGGAAAUCCAGAUGAGAGCAUUACCUCACUUGGCGAAAGGCCGGAGAGUGGUAAAGACAUCAAAACAAGCUUCCCCGUUGAUUUGAAAAAUUCCGGCUCUGUCAUGUCCAUGAAAGAUCUUAUUGCUGCUGCUCAGGCAAAAAAGAGGCAAGCCCACUUGCAAAACUCAUAUGGAAAUCCUUUGGCUUUAUUGGUUAAUGAUGCUGACAUGCUUGGACGGAGCCCAAGCCCUAUUCCUGAUGCAGUAGCAGUUGAAUCAGGCAACACACUCCAACUGGAUGUACAAGGAUUACAACCUACUUCACCUUCCUCUGAUGUUCGCCAAUUUUCAUCUAUGAAUGAACAUGAGAAUGAAGAACUUGAGGAGAAGAGGGUAAGCUCAGGUCAUCAGGCCACUGGUAGUUCUCUUAGCGGGGGUACUGAGGCAGCUGUUGCCCGUGAUGCUUUUGAGGGAAUGAUAGAGACACUAUCAAGGACCAAAGAGAGUAUUGGUCGUGCAACUCGUCUUGCAAUUGAUUGUGCAAAAUAUGGGAUUGCCAAUGAGGUUGUGGAACUACUCAUCCGGAAGUUGGAAAACGAGCAGAGUUUUCGUCACAAAGUGGACUUAUUUUUUCUAGUUGACUCGAUAACCCAGUGCUCUCAUAGUCAGAAAGGAAUUGCAGGGGCCUCUUAUAUUCCCACUGUUCAAGCAGCCUUGCCCCGUCUGAUUGGAGCUGCUGCUCCAUCUGGUCCAGGUGCUCAAGAAAAUCGGCGUCAGUGUCAUAAGGUCUUGCGUCUGUGGCUUGAGAGGAAAAUCUUGCCAGAAUCUGUUCUUCGCCGCCACAUGGAUGAUAUAGGAGCAACAGAUGAUGAUAAAUCUGCUGGCUUUUCCCUAAGGCGUCCUUCCCGGGCUGAGCGGGCUAUUGAUGAUCCUAUCAGAGAAAUGGAAGGCAUGCUUGUGGAUGAGUAUGGGAGCAAUGCUACGUUUCAGUUGCCUGGAUUCCUGGCAUCUCAUGUGUUUGAUGAGGAAGAAGAAGAGGAAGAAGAUAAGUUUCCAACAAAUUUAUGUAAGGAAGUUGCAGAUACAUCACCCUCUGAGCAUACGCCUGGAAGCAGAGAUCCUGAGAACUAUACUGUUACUCCCAGUGAUCGGCGCCAUCAUGUAUUAGAGGAUGUUGAUGGUGAGCUCGAAAUGGAAGAUGUUUCUGGAAACCAAAAGGAUGAGAGAUCAUUGUUUGACAAUGGCAUUACUGAAGUCUCUAUACUCGAGCAAAGUUCAGAUGGGGUCUUCGAAUCAGCUUCAAACACGUCUGAGUUGCUGCCUUCUCCUGAGGGCUCUCCACCGUUGCCACCUGAUUCUCCUCCUGUAAGUCCGCCGCUACCCACUUCACCACCUCCAACGUCACCAUCGCCCCCACCUCCACCUCCACAUCCACCAUUAACAUCUCCACCUCCACUGCCGCCGCCACCACCAGCUUCCUCACAUCAAGUUCUAUUUCCUCCACCACCUGUCGGUCCUCCACCAUUUCUUUCCCAGCAAUCAUUGCCACCUCAACAUCAUCCUGCAUUGAUGUCUCAACACAUGCCUCCUCUUCCAUCCACAAUGUCAAGUUCCCAGCCAUUGGCUUAUCACCCACCUCCUUUACCGCGUGAAAUUGGUGGCACACCAACUGGAAAUCAACAUGCAAAUAUGGUUUCAAAUACUCAUGGGUCUCAUUCUGAUGCGCCUGUACUGCCACAGCAGUCUUUCUUUCACCCUGCCGGGGUCAGCAAUGCACAUGAACAUGUUGGUUAUAAUUCAUCAAGGUCUGUAGAAUAUGGAAAGGGCGAUGGAUAUAUGACUCCCCAAGCUUUGCAACAUAGGCAACCAUUUCUGCCUGGUAAACCUUUCGUACAGAGACCUUUGCAUCCUGAACCCCCACCUCAACAAACAACUGGUCAAUUUUCGUAUCCAAACUCAGUCCAGCAACAUCAGUAUCCCCCUUACUCUUUGCCAAAUAUGUCUGAUGGCCCGAGAAGAUAUGCUGCUGAUGUACAAUGGCGGAUGCCUGCAAAUGAGUUGAAUGCUGAUUGUCAACUCGGAGGCUGGAUGACUGGAGGGAGAUCAUGUUCCGGUCCACCUUAUUCACAUGAAGCAGGUUAUUUUGGACCACCACCUGAAAGGCCUCCUGCAGGUAUCAUUAGUUUUCCGCCCUCUUCAACAAAUAGUCAACCAGCUGCUACUCCAAUCCCAGUUCAUGGUGUUCCGAUGAUGCCUUGCAGACCAGACAUGUCUGCUGUCAAUUGGAGGCCAGCAUAAGAGUUUAUCUGAGACUUACAGGAUAUGUGGUGUUUUCAGGUUAUCGGCCACAGCACAAGGAUAAUUGACCCUAAUAAUGCUUCAACUGAGAUGAUGUUUUGGAUGGGAAAAGAAAUGGAAUUUUGAGAAGUUGUGGAGACCCUUGGCAGGAUUGUCUAUAUUAAAAUUUUUUCCUGACAAAUGCAUCCACACAGAAAUUCUUCUAAGUGAAUUGCCUUUUAGUCCCUACCCAUACUAGGCAGUGAACUAGACGGUUCCUGGUUCUACUGACCAGGCACCCAAAUCCAGUUUCUGGGAUUGAACUGCUGUACCCUGUUGUCUUGGCUGAAAGCCCUGCUCACCCCUCGAACUGACCUAAUCUUGGAAUCCAGAUAAGUUGCUGUUAGAUUUCUUUUUGUAGUCUUUGUUCUCGACAAAGUAUGGGCAAUGCUCCAGAUCAGGGUUUGUGGUCAGACGACUUGGGA
Sesamum indicum (sesame) is the source of this 4814-nucleotide messenger RNA. Its product is annotated as ENHANCER OF AG-4 protein 2. The record is from RefSeq and is a predicted model, not a curated record. NCBI's taxonomy places the organism in Eukaryota, Viridiplantae, Streptophyta, Magnoliopsida, Lamiales, Pedaliaceae.